ACGGCAAGGCGGGGGCAAAAAAAUCCCUCAGCCGCGCCGAGGCGAAAGCGGCAGGCCUAGGAGGGUCGCGCGCAUGCGCGUGCCCGCCGCCGCUGCCUGCUCUCCGGCUCUGCGCUCCUCUCUGGGGCUCCCGUGAGGCGGCGGCGGAGGAGGAGGCGGCGGCGCUGAGUCGCGGCCGGUCCGGCGGCCUGAGGCGGCGACGGCUGCCGGCGGAGGCGAAGGAGGCGGCGGAACGGGAGAGGAGGAGGACGAGGGCGACGGAGACGGGGACGGAGGGGCUGCCGCCGACGUGGAGCUGCGCCGCCCGCGGGGGCGCCUCAGCCGCUCUCCCCCUCAGGAGGACCCCUUGGGCCUCGGCAGGGCCCGGAGCCGCCGGUGACGAAGGCCGCGCCUGGCUCCCGCCCCCCACCGCCCCCCGUCACCCCCGGCGGCGGCGCUGGGCCAGGCUGUCAGGGCGCCCGCCUCACGCCCACCCGCAGCCGGCCAGGCAGGAAGGAGCCGGCGGGCGCCGAGGGAGGCCGGGCGGCGGGUAGGCGGGCGAGCGAGCGAGCGAGCGGCUCCCCAGCGCGGCCCCUCCCCGCCCUCGCCCUCCUCUUGGGUCCCGGAUUUUGGGGUUUUUGCAUUUUCUGCCUCCUUCCCUCGCCGCGUAGCGCUUUGAUUCGGCCCGCUCGCUCCUGUCCCCCUCCUCGCCUCUCAUUUUCUCCCUUUCAGACCUCUGACCGCUCGGAGUGGGACGCUAAUCUGUCCAGAAGAGCCGUACAUGAGCACAGUUGUCCUUAUUCAUAAUUCUCUGCAUAAUUCCCUCUGUCUAAUUCUCACGUAACCCUCUUUCAAAAACGAUUUUUCAGUUAUCAUCCUGUCUCUUUCUAGCUGUUUUAUCCCAGUGUUUUUUACAUUGUGCUUUUCUCUGUCCUUUUUAUAUUCUCCACCUCUCAUUCUCUUUCUGUAGCUCUUUCAUCCCACUGUUUGAUAGCUUCUGCAUAUUUUAUUUACUUUCUAGGGUUUUUUUGGUCCUCUUUUUAAUUUUGUUUAAUCCCUCCCUUUAAAUUUCCGGCAUUUCUUACUUUCUUGUUGCUUUCCUUCUAAUUUUAGUUCUCUGAUCUUUUUGUUUUCUUCCUUAGUCUUCUUUCUGCCCUCACUCCUAUUUCUAAAACCCAUUUUUUAAAAAGGGGGAACCCUCGGAUUUUCUCCAUUGGGUUUCCUUUCAGUAUAUAUUCUUGACCAGCUAUAUUGGUUCUCUUUCUUAUUUCUGUGUUUUUCUUAUCCUUUAUCUCUGUUCCUCACACCUGUUGAUUAGCUAUUAGAGGGGGAAAACCAUUUUCUUUUCCUUUUUUGUAUCUUGAUUGUUUCUUCUCAUCUAUUCUUAACCUACAACUAAACAAACCUGUUUAGUUCUUUCUUUAAAAAAAAACUUUGCAUCCACAAGUGCUCCAUCUAAUUUUAGUGCUUUUAAAACUUCCUCCUGCUUUUCACAGUUUGUUCUUUUUCCUUAUGUAUCCUCUUUGUUAAAAUUUCCUUUUAUGUUUAUAUUUCCAAUUUCUUGUCUGUACUUUCUUAUCCGUUUUCUUCCUGUUUCUGUGUUUCUCUGUCCUCCUUUAAGCAACAAAAAAGUACUUCAUCUUUCUUUUGUAACCUGACUAACGCUUCUUUUUCUAUAUCUAAAUUUCAUUUACUUCACAUUUUUCUUUUUUUCUUUUUCUUUCUCUUCUUAACUCUUCUUUUGUGCUCCUAUAUUUUUCCUUCUGUCUUCAUAAUCUGUCCUGUUUUUUCUGUGUUGCUUGGUUUUCUAAUUUGCCACCCUAAAUUUUUAAUUUUCUCACUUCUUAAAAUUCCGUAAACUUUGUUCCUUGAUCUUUUAAUAACUGCUUUCUCCUUGUACCACCUGUUUUGUCACAAGGCUCUUGUCAGCCUAUUUUACUCUUCCUUUUCUCACUUUGCCUAUUGUUCAUUUUUUUUCUUUUCACUUUCUCCUUCCUUGUCCUCUUUUAUAUUAAUUUUCAUUCUCUCUUAUUUGUUUCACAACUUAAUUUUAUUCAGCCAUUCUCCUGCCUGUUCUGGUAAAAUUUACUAGCAUCCAUCCAAAUUAAGGUGGAUGGAUGUCUGCACAGAAAAAAGAGAGGUAGAGUUGUAGAAGUCCUUGAGGGAUCUUCCUGCACAUUUUGAAGAGAUAAGCGAAAAGGAUGUGGGAAUGGAAGGGGCCGGCUUUUCAGUACUCCUAACACUUCCUAGGGAAGUGAAUUCACACCUUUUUCCUGGGGCAGAGGGGGACUGACAGACUUCAAGACAGGCACAGAAGAAGCAGAACAAGGAUGGCGUUUUAGUACACACUACAUUGGCCAUUUUGGGGGGAAGGGGGUUAUUGCAUGCUCACGCACAUUCUCACGAAAGCCUCCAUUUUUCUUGACUUGAUGAAGAUGUAAAGGCCUGUUUAGCUCCCAUGUUUUUUGAAGGUGGGCAAUUUGCUUGUGACAGUAUAGCAGACUCCAUUUUCUGUGGCCAAAUGACAGCUUGACCCAGUUGUUAACUCCAACCAGAGGGCAUCGUCUUGAAUGUCUCUUUGUAGUGCCACAGCCAACGCAAAAAUGAUGGCGGCUUAUAAUGGCGGUACAUCUGCAGCAGCAACAGGUCACCACCACCACCAUCACCACCACCUUUCUCACCUCCCCCCUCCUCAUCUCCAUCACCACCGGCACCCUCAGCACCACCUGCACCCAGGCUCUGCGGCUGCAGUACAUCCCGUACAACAGCACACUUCUUCAGCGGCUGCUGCAGCGGCAGCAGCUGCUGCGGCAGCAAUGUUAAACCCAGGGCAGCAGCAGCCGUAUUUUCCAUCGCCAGCACCAGGUCAGGCCCCUGGUCCAGCAGCGGCAGCCCCAGCUCAGGUACAAGCUGCUGCAGCUGCUGCUGUUAAAGCUCACCAUCAUCAGCACUCGCAUCAUCCACAGCAGCAACUGGAUAUUGAGCCAGACAGGCCUAUUGGAUACGGUGCCUUUGGUGUUGUCUGGUCUGUAACAGAUCCACGAGAUGGAAAGAGAGUUGCACUCAAAAAGAUGCCCAACGUCUUCCAAAAUCUGGUCUCUUGCAAAAGGGUCUUCCGUGAAUUGAAGAUGUUGUGUUUUUUUAAGCAUGACAAUGUACUCUCUGCUCUUGACAUACUCCAACCACCACACAUCGACUACUUUGAAGAAAUAUACGUUGUCACAGAGUUGAUGCAAAGCGACCUCCAUAAGAUUAUCGUCUCUCCUCAGCCUCUCAGCUCGGAUCAUGUCAAAGUUUUUCUUUACCAGAUUUUAAGAGGUCUGAAAUACCUACAUUCGGCUGGUAUUUUGCAUCGAGACAUUAAACCAGGGAACCUGCUUGUGAACAGUAACUGUGUUCUUAAGAUUUGUGAUUUUGGAUUGGCCAGAGUGGAAGAAUUAGAUGAAUCUCGUCACAUGACUCAGGAAGUUGUCACUCAGUAUUAUCGAGCUCCAGAAAUCCUGAUGGGCAGCCGUCACUAUAGCAGUGCUAUUGACAUCUGGUCCGUAGGCUGCAUAUUUGCAGAACUGUUAGGACGAAGAAUACUAUUUCAAGCGCAAAGUCCUAUUCAGCAGUUGGACUUGAUCACAGAUCUGUUGGGAACACCCUCACUGGAAGCAAUGAGGACAGCUUGUGAAGGCGCCAAGGCACACAUACUCAGGGGUCCUCAUAAACAGCCAUCUCUUCCUGUCCUGUAUACAUUAUCCAGCCAAGCUACACAUGAAGCUGUUCAUCUCCUUUGUAGGAUGUUGGUCUUUGAUCCAUCCAAAAGAAUAUCCGCUAAGGAUGCCUUAGCUCAUCCAUAUCUUGACGAAGGGCGUUUGAGAUAUCACACCUGUAUGUGUAAAUGCUGUUUUUCCACCUCUACUGGAAGAGUUUACACGAGUGAUUUUGAACCCAUCACAAAUCCCAAAUUUGAUGAUACUUUUGAAAAGAAUCUCAGUUCUGUUCGGCAAGUUAAAGAAAUAAUUCAUCAGUUCAUUUUGGAACAGCAGAAAGGAAACCGAGUGCCGCUGUGCAUCAACCCACAAUCUGCUGCUUUUAAGAGCUUUAUUAGGUAACUUUCCACGGUUGCUCAGCCAUCUGAGAUGCCACCGUCUCCACUGGUUUGGGAGUAAAUGUGGAAGAUGUUCUUUUUAAUGUACUACUGAAGACAUAAUGUAGCUUUCCACUGGAUUCUGGGAUUUGCAAUUCUGGAGGUUUAAUCAUGCCUGUACUGUAAUUUUACUAAUGAAGUUUUAAAAUUUAAAAACCACUAUCCUUGUAUGAUAUACGAAUAAGAGUUAGAAACGUUAACUAGGCUUUUAAUCUCGUCAAGGGUGGGGUUGUGCUUUUAGAAGAGAAAUAUUUUAUUCAGAGUUGCACAUGGUUUUUAUGAAUUUUAGUGCAGCUGUGAUUUUUUUGCUUGACUCUGAACAAAACUGAAGAUUGAACCAAAUUGGGAAAGUUGCUAUUUUUGUGUUCCUUUUUUUCCUUCUUUCUCUCCCAGCCCCACUUUUCCCCUCUUCAGAUAAAGCGAGAUUGUGAAUACUGAUAAGGCGUUUUGAUAUUGACCCAUUCCUGAAGAUCUGGGGUUUCCUUUAAGGGGGAGGGUAGGGAAUACAGAACUCAACCACAACCGAUCAUGAAGUUGCAUCAGAUGGCAAGGGCCCAUAGUCCUUGGACAGUGUCGUCUGAUGGUCCCAAUUCUCUAUGUAGCUUUUCACUAGCGCUGUGGUGGUGACUGUGUGCAGUUUUUCCAAUCAGAUAUUGUGAGGAGAGUGAAUGAGUUGUAACUUGAAGAGAUGAGUGUAGUCCUUUUAACUUCCCUGACCCUUCCCUCCUGGUAUAAAUAAAAAUAUAAAUAUAUAUAUUUAAUCUAUUUUUAUUAGAGGUUUUUUCUGCUCUUUUCUUACAUAAACAUAAACCCAUCUCUCCCCCUUCCUCACGCAUGCACCUGCAAAUGUGUGUAAAUAAUUCUAUUUACAAGCUAAUUUCAAAUAAUCUUGAUAUCCAUUGCUGUGCAUAGAGAGAGGGAAGAAAAAAAAGAAAUAGCUUGCACAUUUCUAGGUCUGUUAAACUUUGUGAUUUUUUUUCCUGCACUGGACAGAUGGAAAGAAAAGCAAAAAAAAAAGCACAUAGGGAAUUAUGUUAAUUGUGUUUGUGUCUUUAGGCAAAGCUGUGGAAGUCUUGAAAUGUCACAGUAGUAAAUAACUUUUAUUACUUUUUUGGCUAAUUCCUUUAAUUUUUUUCUGUUCAAACACUGAAUUAUUCUGUGCAUACAUGUGUAUAUAUAUAUACAUAUAUAUAUAUAUGAACACAAACUGAAGGCCUCUACCUCCUGGAGUUAUACAACUUGGUUUGUUUAUCUCCACAUGUUGUGUUGUUGUUGUUUUUUUUUAAGUUCAGUGUGGAGACUUGAAACUUGAACGUCCCUUUCAGCUUUUAUAUUUAACAAAAAUACAAGGCAAGAAAAUUGUUUUUCACCUGUACAAAGAAAAUAACAAAUGGAUGGUCUUAAAUUUUGAUCCGGAGAUAUAUUUAAAAAAGUGGUAAUAACCUUGGUGUUUGUCAUGGACAAUUAACUGUUAAAGUUAUUGUAAGUUAUCUGUAUUUAGCAGAGUAUUUUCAGGAAGAGUGAUCUGAUCUGAGCUGGAACUGAGUACUAUUAGUUUAAGUUAUGUUUUUUGGAAGUUUUAACUUCAAUGAAGUAAUUAUUUGCUGUGAAUGACACAAACGUUGGAUUUCUCAAACAAAGAUGAUGAAAAUAUCUUUGUUUUUUUGUGCGGCUCCUGAAGAAUUUAAAAAAAUGAAAAAUAAAAACUAUUGAAGCAUUUCAAUUCACUUGAAUGAAAAACAUGUUUUUUAACUUAAAACGAGCCCAGGAAGACACUGGUAUGAAAGGUAAAAUCUCAGAGGUUGGUCUGUUUUAAUGUGGCACACUUGCGGGUCACUUUGUAAAAUGUAGAUUUGAAGUACAGUGGUGAAGACAUUAAAUGUGACAUUUGAAAUAAA
Eublepharis macularius is the source of this 6012-nucleotide messenger RNA. It is a transcript of the gene NLK, whose product is annotated as nemo like kinase. Gene Ontology annotation, biological process: protein phosphorylation; intracellular signal transduction. Gene Ontology annotation, molecular function: MAP kinase activity; ATP binding. The transcript is spliced from 11 exons. Gene Ontology annotation, cellular component: nucleus; cytoplasm. NCBI's taxonomy places the organism in Eukaryota, Metazoa, Chordata, Lepidosauria, Squamata, Eublepharidae. Bases 2550 to 4079 code for a protein of 509 amino acids. The record is from RefSeq and is a predicted model, not a curated record.